AUGAUCACUACGCCGGUAAGCCGGCUAAACACCAGCGCCGCGGCGGUCGUAACGUCUGUGCGGCCACUAUUUCGACUUCUUAAGCUCACCUUUAACCGAUUCCAUGGUGCUGCCCAGCCGCAACUUGACCCCGACAAUUGCUACUGCUACUGGUCAUCACAGGAGACUCGCGGCGAUCAUCUUGUUGGGUCGACUCCAAUGGUUGACACCGAAGGUUCCGUUCCUUUAAGAGGAGUGCAGUGGGCGUUCAUUGGAAGCCCACGCGCUAAGAAGCACGUGUACGCUGAAAUGCUGUCGAAACUUCUAGAAGUUCCCCAUAUUUCAACGGCGAGCCUUGUUCGUCAAGAACUCAGCCCUCACUCUACUCUUUACAAACAGAUUGCAAAUGCAGUUAAUCACGGUGAGCUUGUCCAGGAGGAUACUAUUUUCGGACUGUUGUCAAAGAGGUUGGAAGAUGGGCAUGGCAGAGGUGAAACUGGUUUUAUUCUGGAUGGAAUUCCUCGAUCACGGAUUCAGGCUGAGAUUCUAGACCAACUUGCUGAGAUUGAUCUUGUUGUGAAUUUCAAAUGCACAGAAGAUUUAAUGAUGAAUACCCAAGGAGAAGCUUCAUGGUCAGAAAAACUCCAAGACUAUAUCAAACAGAUUAAACCAUUAGAAGAUUAUUACAAGGAACAGAAAAAGCUUCUUGACUUUCAAGUUGGAAGUGCACAUAUGGAAACUUGGCGAGGACUUUUGACUGCAUUGCAUCUACAGCAUAUGAUUGCUGGUAGUCAUUCACAGAAACGGACCGGAGGAUCGAUUUUGCCCUAAAAUUUUGAUUGCCGGUAAAGAAUCAGUUACAACCUUUACUGUAAAUAUCAAUUUCAGCAUAUGAGUGAAAAAUUGAUAGCAAGUGUAGAUACGAGAUGGUAUAUGUUUCCCAGCUUUCUUGUUGCCCUAGAAUGAGCUAUUUCUGGAAUGCACUUUUCUUAUAGUUUUGGCCAAUUCAGCAGAGGAGAAACUUCUUUUAAUUUUUCACCUCACACUGUCUCUGGCACUAUUCUUUUUGGUUUCUAUCACCCCAUUGUUUUUCCCUGAACUUUUUGGUUUCUACUACUUGCUUGGUUUUAACACGUACGUU
Molecule: messenger RNA, 1120 nt
Organism: Durio zibethinus
Lineage: Eukaryota; Viridiplantae; Streptophyta; Magnoliopsida; Malvales; Malvaceae
Product: putative adenylate kinase 7, mitochondrial
Biological process (GO): nucleobase-containing compound metabolic process
Molecular function (GO): nucleobase-containing compound kinase activity; ATP binding
Source: RefSeq, a predicted model, not a curated record